This is a messenger RNA of Hyaloscypha bicolor E, 1487 nucleotides long. RefSeq names its product alkaline ceramidase. The transcript is spliced from 6 exons. Lineage: Eukaryota; Fungi; Ascomycota; Leotiomycetes; Helotiales; Hyaloscyphaceae. Gene Ontology annotation, cellular component: endoplasmic reticulum membrane. Gene Ontology annotation, biological process: ceramide catabolic process; ceramide biosynthetic process. Bases 217 to 1239 code for a protein of 340 amino acids. The record is from RefSeq and is a predicted model, not a curated record.
AGGGAUGGUCGGACCUUCCUGGACACGUCCGGUCAUAUAAGUUCAAGUAGAGCUCUCUCCUCUCAUAGAUUUCGCAUGUGCCGCAACCACGCCAUUACCACAGGGACGUUGUCGAAGAUCUGACUGCCUAACUUGCGCAUUCUUGAUUCCCUUGCGUUGAGGUAGCAUCAUAUUUAUCUUCCACGGCGGAGGAACUGACACUAUUCUUACUACAAAAUGGGGUUCGGCUUACCAUCCUUCAAAUAUCCAGCUGCGAGGCCGGAGGAGGGAUAUUGGGCUCCAGUAACGUCAACCAUCAACUGGUGUGAAGAGGACUAUUAUGCUACCGUCUACUCGGCCGAAAUCAUCAAUACCCUCACGAACCUGCUAUUCAUAGGUCUGGGCAUCAAGGGCAUACGGAAUUGUCUCAAAUACGAGCAUGACAGUGUUUUCCUGGUGGCAUUCAUCGGGUAUUUGCUCGUGGGAAGUGGAAGUUUUGCCUUUCACAGCACGCUGAAGUAUCCGAUGCAGCUCGUCGAUGAGCUGAACAUGAUCUACACUGCCUGCUUGAUGUGCUAUGCGACAUUCUCAUUUUCUCAAUCAAGAAUUGUCCGACAAGUACUGGCUGCCGGAUUGCUCUCUCUGGCGGUUUUCAUCACAUUAUACUAUCAUUAUCUCCAAGACCCUCUCUUCCACCAGAAUGCCUUUGCCAUCAUCACUGCCGUCGUCCUCUUCCGCUCCAUGUACGUUAUGGAGGUCAAUAUUCGGCCAUCCUUGAAGGCAAAAUAUGGGACGGCACCGGUGAAAACUGAUCCAAUGUCCUUGCCAAAGUCCCUUCGAGUAGCCAACGCACAUAGAGAUCAAGCGAUACUGAAAGAAAUGUGGCUGAUGGUGGCUCUUGGUCUCUCCAUUUUCUUGGGAGGCUUUGGAAUCUGGGCGCUGGACAACCAAUAUUGCUCAAGUAUUCGCCGUUGGAGACAUCAAGUUGGAUUACCCUGGGGAAUUCUACUCGAAGGACACGGGUGGUGGCAUCUGAUGACUGGCAUUGGUUCCUACUUUUAUAUUGUCUGGGCCAUUUGGCUCAGACAUUGUUUGAAUGAAAGACAGGACGAGUACGUUCUCAAGUGGCCCAGCAUGCUCUGGUCGAUUCCCGAAGUUGUCCCAAGACUCGAAGCGGAAAAAAGCAACAGUUACCGUGAGUCGUUGAAUGGGUAUACGAAUGGAAAGACGGAUAAGAGUGAAGCCAGGAAGUCUGUAUAGAGAAUUGUGCUGUUAAUGGACAUAGACUAGAGGUUUUGGGUUUCGUUCAGUCAUCCAGGAUACCCCUUCUUCUUUGGUGUUUGGAAAACAAAUUGUCAAGGCACUGAAGCAUUUUGCAAGCCUAUUUUCAUCAAAUUAAUUGUUUCCCCCAACGUAAGACCUUCAUAUAAAGGACUUUUGUCUUCUAAAAGAGGUCCAACAUUUUACGGUCUCGGCGUUUAUCCGCAUUGUAAGAAAUCCCAUGCUCA